AUGAAUUUUGGCUCCAAAAGCAAGAAGCGGAUGGUUCUGCCAUCCAGACCGGUGUUCCGGGAAACUGAAUUCACCGGAACACCGGAUCCGCCGACCGUGGAGCAGAUCAUGGAGGACGUGAACCGAGUCUGUCCCGGCGAUCUGGUGUUCACUGUUUCACACGAUUCUGCUGAAGAUCUGAAAGCCAGUUCCAGCAGCAGCGAAGUGGAGGCGAGAUACCUGCAGAGCAGACGCUACAUAGAGCUGCAUGAGCGAUUGCAAGAGGAACGUGGCAGUCUCGCACGGUGGAGAGACGAGCUGCAGGCGGCUGGAGAGUCUUUGGAGCACAGCGUGAUGGAGGUGAAGAGGAUGUGACAACUCGCCUGUAGCUUUCGAACUCGAGCUCAUUCAGUAGCUGAUGACUGAGCAUGGCACUUGAUUUCCAUGGAAGCGCCUUUCCUCUAGCUAAGCUGCUGUUAGCAUUUAGGUUCAAUGUCAUCAUAACACCUCUCUAAAUGUGCCACUUGGACACUUUUUACAUUUUUAAUUUAUGUUUGUGAUAUUUCUGGCUGAU
Molecule: messenger RNA, 553 nt
Organism: Sinocyclocheilus rhinocerous
Lineage: Eukaryota; Metazoa; Chordata; Actinopteri; Cypriniformes; Cyprinidae
Product: UPF0449 protein C19orf25 homolog
Exons: 3
Coding region: 1-354 (117 amino acids)
Source: RefSeq, a predicted model, not a curated record